AAAUGUUUCUGGUUUUGUCUUAAAAGGUAAAGCAACAAAAGGAAAGGGUUUCCAUAGUUCUUUUUUUCUUCUUCUCCAUUGAAGCUUGAAGAGGUUCGCAAACACCAAUAAGAGAAAAAGCUAGCUCCUCGAACUGAACUUGAAGCAGAUGAAACCGACGCCUGGCGGAAGCGGCAGCUCUAGUGGUGGUGGUGGUGGUGGUGGUGAAUUGAGUCGAGGUGGACUCGCUCGGUUCCGCUCGGCUCCAGCCACCUGGUUAGAAGCACUUCUUGAGGAAGAAGAAGAGGACCCUUUAAAGCCUAACCAGUGCUUGACACAGCUACUCACUGCCAAUUCAACAACACCUGCCACUAGAGAUUCAGGGCCUUUCUCCAGCUCAGCUGAUCCAGCUGGGUUGUUUGAACCUACUGGCUUUCAGAGGCAAAACAGUUCUCCGGCUGAUUUUCUGGGGAAUAAUUCCGGUGCUGCCUCUGAUGCCUACUUCUCAAACUUUGGAAUUCCAGCAAAUUAUGACUAUUUAUCACCAAAUAUCGAUGCUUCUCCCUCGAGUAAGCGGGCCAGAGAACUUGAUACGCAGUACCCGCCAACAAAGUUUCAGUCUCAGUUGAAAGGAGAGCAACGUGGUCAGAUUUCUAGUGGGGUAUCUAAUUUGAUAGAUGUGGAUAUGGAGAAGCUUUUGGAGGAUUCAGUACCAUGCAGGGUCCGUGCCAAGCGUGGCUGUGCUACUCAUCCUCGGAGCAUUGCAGAAAGGGUUCGGAGAACACGAAUCAGUGACCGUAUCAGAAAGCUUCAGGAGCUUGUACCCAACAUGGAUAAGCAAACAAACACUGCUGACAUGCUAGAUGAGGCAGUAGAGUAUGUUAAAUAUCUUCAGAAGCAGAUUGAGAAGAACAUGGUAUGAGGUAAAGAAAUUUCUGACUUGUAUGGUGAUUCUUAGAAUUUUGGAUGGUAACUACAAUUCUCAUCUUAUUUGGUCUUUAUUUAUGUGUCUGCUUUGAAUAUAAUGUAUAUAGCAUUGGGUAAUAGAGUUUUUUUUUAAUAUUUUAGAUACAAUGCUGUAUGUCUAUUCAUAUUAGUUUUACUUAGGCUGCAAAACUAAUCUCUAACACUCUUUCACCUGCUUUCUGUCAUUCAUUUUCCUCACCUGGCGGCAUCUUUCCACUUGUUAGAUCACAAAAAUGGAAUCUUUCAGUCUUGCACCCAUGGAAAAUUUUUCCUGCAAGUCCCCAGACUUCAAAGGUCACAUGAGAGUUGGAACAACACUUAUUUGGUUGCUCAGUCUGCUGAAUUCUGUUGAAUAUGGGACUGAGCAAGGCCCAGUUGUGGUUGUAAUUGUAUAAUAAUGAGAAAUCAGAUAGUUCGAUGUAUAAUUAUGAGAACUUAGUUAGAGCUUGGUCAUUCUGCUAGAAUAUAUGUCUAGAUAACCUGAUUUGGCUGAAAUUGGUUAGUUUAUUAAAGACUGCAUUUCCUAUAAUGUUUAUGAUAUAAAACAGUGAUAUUUGUGAAAUUGCAGUUAA
Theobroma cacao (cacao) is the source of this 1517-nucleotide messenger RNA. The record is from RefSeq and is a predicted model, not a curated record. Lineage: Eukaryota; Viridiplantae; Streptophyta; Magnoliopsida; Malvales; Malvaceae.